GCGGCAUCCGGGCACCGAACUGAGAUGCCCUCGAGAAAAUAAUUACUUGUUGCUUCUGAUACGGAAAGCCUUCGAAGAAACUCUCGCCAACCCCCCUUUUGCUGAAUAUUUGACACGUCGUGUUCGUUCAUUGCCCUGAAGACUACAUACAUAUACAUAUAUAUAACUCCACCAAGGACCCCCAUCACCGUCCAGAGUCAGACCUAAAUUUCCAUUCACACUCACUCGCCAACCACGACCCCGAAGAAAAGACACCUCGCACUCUUCGUUCAAACCUCCGGUUACCAGUCCUGUCUUUAGAGUUCUCGCCCAGACAACCCCCCAACCAACCCUCAUCCCAGCCCCAAUGUGUCACCGCAAGCUAUUCAUCCACCACCGGUGCGGCCACAAGAUCACCGAGCUGACGGAGCCCUGCGGCAAUGUCGAGUGCAAGAACACGUCGGACCGGCCCGUCAUCACGAACAAGUACACCUGCGUCGUCAUGUCGUGUCCCUACUACGGGCACUUCUGACCCACUGCACGUUGUCCGUUCUUUGGAGCAUCCUCCGUGUUAGUCGACAGC
Phialemonium atrogriseum is the source of this 562-nucleotide messenger RNA. RefSeq lists its product as uncharacterized. The record is from RefSeq and is a predicted model, not a curated record. Bases 347 to 511 code for a protein of 54 amino acids. Lineage: Eukaryota; Fungi; Ascomycota; Sordariomycetes; Cephalothecales; Cephalothecaceae. The transcript has 2 exons.